Molecule: messenger RNA, 1755 nt
Organism: Erinaceus europaeus (western European hedgehog)
Lineage: Eukaryota; Metazoa; Chordata; Mammalia; Eulipotyphla; Erinaceidae
Gene: ZNF475
Product: zinc finger protein 475
Exons: 4
Coding region: 370-1737 (455 amino acids)
Source: RefSeq, a predicted model, not a curated record
ACUCUCCGGACUCCCACAAGAGAGGAUGUAAGAUCUGGAACUCAUAGCAACUCUGCUCCCAUUCCCACCAGCCCCUGCCCUGAAGGGCUCAACAGGCCAUGAUAAAAGCCCAGAUAUGAAGGUAAGAAACAAACAUUACAAGGCCAGGCUCUCAGAAUUUGGAGGCAUCUGAGAUUUAAUGGGGCCUUUCCAGCAUUCCAGACCGCUGCCUGCCAUGAAGCUGUGACUCACAGUCUUUGGGUUGAAGGAACUGGCAACAAUAUUGAACCCCAGGACUGUCAGCCUCCCUAACCUUCAUUCUAAGCAGGAGGGCCCCAAAUGAGCCUGGCGGGGAAUCAGAGAGAGCAUUAGAAAAAGCCUUCUUUGUUCAUGGAAAGAGGCAAGGCGAGAAAAGUUUCCAACACAUUGCAACAGACUUUCCACCGUUCAAAAGAACCCACCUUCCUUAUCAACCAAGAGGGUGUGCCCCAUGACUCUCCUUCCAGCCUUUGGCCGGAAACUGCCUGUGUGAAUGCUGCUGAAAGAAGCACAGUAAUCCUUCAGAACAACAGACCUGGAACAGUGACGCUCUCUAAAAGUCCCAGUCGGAGGAGGAUGUCAGGAAGCCAUCUCAGCCCUCCUGUCAUCCCCUCCCGCAGGCCUGGAUUUCUGGUGUGCUAUAUCUGUGGCCGGGAAUUUGGGUCCCUGUCCCUGGCCAUUCAUGAGCCCCAGUGCUUGGAGAAGUGGCACAUUGAAAACAGCAAACUGCCCAAGCACCUGAGAAGGCCAGAACCCUCAAAACCCCAGCCCUUGGGUGGUAGUGGGUCCUACAAUCUAGAGGCUGUGAAUGAGGCAGCCUUCCAGAGUUCCCAGGCUCAGCUGCUGCCCUGUGAGGUCUGCGGCCGCACAUUCUUACCAGACCGCCUUCUUGUCCACCAGAGAAGCUGUAGGCCAAAGGGUCAGGCUGCCAGGGCCCCAAACUCCAACAGCCCUGAUGACCUUCCUGGCUUCAGGAAAACGGGUGGUGGCAUCCCACCCCGACCACGAACUCUCAUCUGCUACAUUUGUGGCCGGGAAUUUGGCACCCUGUCCCUUCCGAUUCAUGAGCCCCAGUGCCUGGAAAAGUGGAAACUAGAGAAUGACCGGCUCCCCAGUGAGCUCCGUCGGCCCCUUCCAAAGAAGCCUCAGCCCUUUCCAACUGGACAGUCCACCCAAGAGGGGCCAAAGCCAGCUCAGCUGGUGCCUUGUCCAAACUGCAACCGGACCUUUGCCCCUGAUCGCCUGCUGGUACAUCAGAGAAGUUGUAAAGCUCAGCUUAAAGGACCCCAAGCUCAGGAUCUGACCAUAGGAAGGAAAGGGGAUCUGAAAGAGUCCACUCAUUCCAAGCAGAAAAAGAGCACAGCAACAGCCACUGACGGUGACAAGCCAAUGAUGAUCAGGCGCCCACCCACAGUCGUCUGCUACAUUUGUGGUCGUGAGUAUGGAACACGGUCCAUUGCCAUCCAUGAGCCACAGUGUCUGAAAAAGUGGCAUAAUGAAAACAACUUGUUGCCUGUAGAGCUAAGGAGACCAGAACCUAAAAAACCAGAAAUCAGAACCAUCACUGCCAAAGGAUUCUAUGAUCUUGAAGCCUUAAACGAAGCAGCCUGGACCAGUGCCCAGAGCCAGUUGGUUCCCUGUAAAAAUUGUGGGCGGACCUUCCUGCCAGACAGACUGAUUGUUCACCAAAGAUCCUGUAAACCAAGUGUCGCCAAGUAAAGCCCUUUCUCUCUGCAA